Zootermopsis nevadensis is the source of this 8040-nucleotide messenger RNA. RefSeq names its product Serine/threonine-protein kinase Tao (gene Tao). NCBI's taxonomy places the organism in Eukaryota, Metazoa, Arthropoda, Insecta, Blattodea, Termopsidae. The record is from RefSeq and is a predicted model, not a curated record. Gene Ontology annotation, biological process: protein phosphorylation. Gene Ontology annotation, cellular component: cytoplasm. Gene Ontology annotation, molecular function: ATP binding; protein serine/threonine kinase activity.
CUACAGUAACUAUUAAUCAACGUCGAGUUUUGCUAGAGGUGAGGUCUGGUAUCAUUUUUGUCAUAAUCUAAGGAAUUGACACAAAAUUUAUGACAAAAGAAUAGCACUAAUGCCGGCUGAGAUUUCGAUUCACGCCAAGGAGAAAUACAUUCCAGUAUGUAUCAGGACAGCAUAAUUCCUGAAAAAUCCAGAUGAUCGGGACUAAAAAGUGCUCUUGCGCAUGCCUAGAAGACGCCAUUUUGAAGGUGAAACUUUGAUAGUAAAGUGGCAGAAACAGUGACGAUUUUCAGCUGUAUUUUCAUUUACAAGUAUUGUGUAAAUAUUUCUGAAAGUUAGCUUCGAAUGUUCGAAUCGUGUGUUACGAAGGUCGUACACUAUAUGAGUGGAUCAUGGCUUCAUGUAAUCUGGUGUGAGAGUAUAUGCACGUUGAAACAGUUCUUAAUAUCAGUGAGUGCUUCAAGCAACUCCCACAUUUGGGAAGCAGCAGGUGCAGAACUUCUGGGUGUUUUAAUAUAACUGGAAUAUUAUGCCAGCUGUACCCAGGCCUGGUAGCUUGAAGGACCCAGAAAUAGCUGAGCUUUUUGACAAAGAUGAUCCUGAGAAGAGAUUUGAAGAUUUGCGUGAGAUUGGGCAUGGAAGUUUUGGAGCAGUGUACUAUGCACGUUGUUUGGUCACUAAGGAGAUUGUUGCCAUCAAAAAGAUGUCCUACCUUGGCAAGCAGAGUUUGGAGAAGUGGCAGGAUAUCCUGAAAGAAAUUCGCUUCCUGCGACAACUGAACCACCCCAACACUAUUGAAUAUAAGGGCUGCUUCCUCCGAGAUCAUACAGCAUGGCUUGUGAUGGAAUAUUGUCUUGGAUCUGCAUCUGACAUUAUUGAGGUCCACAAGAGGCCAUUGAAGGAAGAGGAGAUAGCAGCCAUUUGUGAUGGUGUACUGCGCGGCUUGAGUUACCUGCAUGCUCUGGGACGGAUACAUCGUGAUGUAAAGGCAGGCAAUAUAUUGCUUACAGAAAAUGGCACUGUCAAACUGGCUGAUUUUGGUUCAGCAAGCAUCAAAUGUCCGGCAAAUAGCUUUGUAGGAACCCCAUACUGGAUGGCACCCGAAGUAAUUCUGGCCAUGGAUGAGGGACAGUAUGACGGAAAGGUGGAUGUGUGGUCUUUGGGAAUCACGUGUAUAGAGUUGGCUGAACGUAAGCCACCAUAUUUCAACAUGAAUGCAAUGAGUGCCCUGUACCACAUAGCUCAGAAUGACACACCUUCAUUGAGUUCUCCAGAAUGGACUGAUGUGUUUAGGCAUUUUGUUGAAUCUUGUCUUCAGAAGAACCCCAAUGAGAGACCAACAUCAGGAAAACUCCUGUCACAUCAGAUGGUGACUCGUACCCGCUCACCACAUGUUCUGAUCGACCUGAUCCAACGUACAAAGGCAGCGGUGCGAGAAUUAGACAACUUGAAUUAUCGCAAGAUGAAGAAAAUUCUUAUGAUUGAAGCAUUUGAAAAUGAGAGUACUAUGGGUGAUGCAGAUGACACCCCAGAUGAGCAGACUGGAGGUGACAGCAGUAAAAGCAACAGUAUCACCUCUGAGCAUUCUUUACAUUCAGUGGGUGUAAGUGCUUCGUCGCAGAGUAGCUCUACUAAUAGUCUUCCACCCUCUGCUGAUGGCAAUGACAGCAGUUAUCCUCCUUCCAUGCGAAAUAGACAUAAGCAGGCCAGUAACUCAAAUGCCAUCCAGGAUCACGGAGCCAAUAACUUUGCAACCAUCCGUACAACAUCAAUUGUGACAAAGCAACAGAAAGAACACAUGCAGGAGGAAAUGCACGAGCAGAUGACGGGCUACAAGCGGAUGAGGCGUGAGCAUCAGGCUGCCCUGCUCAAGCUGGAGGAACGGUGCAAGAUAGAAAUGGAGAACCAUAAGCAACUGCUGGAUAAAGAAUAUGAGUCGCUGCUUCAACAGUUCAGCAAAGAGCUGGAGAAGUUACAGAUAAGACAUCAGCAGGACCUUGAAAAGAAGUUGAAGCAGAAUCUGACUGCCGAGAAGAAACUGCAGAAGGAAAUCUGUGGGCGACAGGAACAAGAUCGGAAAGCAUUUGAAACACAAAAGAAGAAGGAGUACAAAGCAAAUAAGGAAAGGUGGAAGCGGGAACUCAGCCUAGAUGAAUCGACUCCUAAGAGGCAGCGGGAUGCCACAUUACAAAGUCAGAAGGACAACCUGAAACAGCUAGAAGCACAAGAGGAGCAGCGGCUAAUACGGGGCCAAAAAGAAUACCUUGACCUUGAAAUUCGCAAGUUCCGUAGAAAAAAGUUACUCAUUUUCCAUAGUCUGGAGCAGGACUUGCUACGGGAGGAACUGAAUAAGCGCCAACAGCAGCUGGAGCAGGCACACUCGAUGUUGCUUAGGCAUCAUGAGAAGACUCAAGAGCUAGAGUACAGGCAACAAAAGGCUGUACACCAGUUACGUGAAGAGCAGAUCCAGAGACAGCAUGGCACUGAGCUGCAGAACCAACAGGAUUACAUGCAACGUUCAGAGCGAGAGUUGCGGAAGAAGCAUGCGCUUGAACUGAAGCAGCAGCCUAAGAGCCUGAAGCAAAAGGAGAUGCAAAUUCGAAAACAGUUUCGUGAGACAUGUAAGAUACAGACGCGCCAGUAUAAAGCACUCAAGGCACAGAUCCUACAAACAACAGCAAAGGAUGAACAGAAAGCAGUGAUUAAGAAGUUAAAGGAAGAACAGCGUAGAAAGCUUGCCCUGCUCGGUGACCAGUACGAGCAAAGCAUUGCUGAAAUGCUUCAGAAACAGUCGAUUCGACUGGAUGAGUCACAAGAAGUUGAGUGUCAGCACUUGAAGGAACGAUUGCACUAUGAACUGGAGAUCCUGAUGGCAUACCAGUCCAAGAAUAAGAUGCAAGCUGAAGCUCAGCGAAAUAGGGAGCGGAAGGAACUGGAAGACAGAGUGUCUGUCCGAAGGGCAUUACUUGAGCAAAAGAUGGAGCAGGAAACACAGCAGUUUCUUCAGGAGAGAUCAGAAAGAAUCCGUUUACUUCACGAGAGACAAGAUCGUGAGCUGGAACAGUUUGAUGAAGAGUCAGCUAGGCUUGGCUUUAGUGCAUUGGCCAUUGCUGAGGCAUCCAAAGAGUCUUACCCUGAUGACGAGAGUCUGUCAGGUAGCAUGCUGAGCCUGGCACAUAGUAACAGCUCAACGUCUUUCCCGCCUGGGAGUCUCUAGCACUGAUGCAGUCCUCCCUGCCCAAUGUAACUGCCAGCCAAAAUAAAGUCAUUGUAGAAGUAUGUGCCACUGAUGGGGAAUUGUUCUCCAGUCAGUGUGCAAUCUAUAACAAUUGUUGCCAAUUGUUUUGAUACAUGAUAUUUGCAUAACAGUUAGUGCUGCAGGUUUUGGUUAUCACCAAUAGGGCUGUUGUAGGCUUGGUUCAUGUAGGUACAUCCCUGACACGGCUCGUGAUGUGUGUCACAUAUUGGUAUGACAUCCGUCCCAUAUGGAUACCCUGACAUGCCUGUGAUGUAUGUGAAUACCUGGCAUGGCUCGUUACCAUCAGUAUUGCUGACUCGUUAUCACUAGCAAUACAUCCCUACUUCUGGUACCUGGUGUGAUUAGCAACUUGUCAUGUACUGUGGUACUGUCAUAUAUGUUUGUUGGAUGUUUUUUAUAACAGUGGCUAGUACAGUGUAUCUUCGCACUGUAAUUUCACGUGGGUAACCCAGUGUUCCUGAUAUCAUGUUCUGUUAUGAAAAAGCUAAUGGAAAUGUUUUUGUGGCUGAUGCAGAAUGCUCAUGUAUGUCCCUAAUCUGUUGGUGGCCAUGUCCCUAUUUUAUGAACAUUCAGAUUUAUCCCCAUCCCGAGGGUGUUCCAGGAUAAAUCUGUAAGUAUGCCCUUAUCCUUUGGCUAGCCUCAUUAUUCAUGUUUACAGUGAAGUAUUCUCGGGUGAUCGGCUUUGUGAAAAUGAUAUUGUAAUUGAACAUUUUGGAGACCGUCUCUGCCUCCAUCAGGUGAUCGCCAUGAAACCUUGAAACCCUACAUUUGUGCUAGCCUAUUGCUUGCACAGAGUCACUUACCUGGUGGCCAAAAGUGGUUACUUGAAAUCUUAGACAUCUGCAGGAGUGAAAAUCUUGAUUGUUAUCAUAUGGGUCAUGACACCAUUUUGUCUUGUAGGUGGUUACCAACAUUUUGGAGGAAUAUAUCACCUGUAUGUUCAGUGUACAUGUUACAGGGAAUUUGAUGUCCUUGCAGUAAUGAAAAUGUGGAUCGUGAUCUUGGUUAUGACACUUAUAGGUGGUGGCUCCCAGCAUUUUGGAGGAACAUCGUGUCUGGAGGUAAUAUGAUCCUCUGAAACUUUGGUAACCACGUAUGAGACUGUUCAGCAUCACUAGAAAGAAGACCACUAUCCACAUUUUCACCACUAUGAAAGACUCAGUAUUUCCCAAACUCUGGAGUUGGAGGUGAUAUAUUCUACCACAACAUUGGUAACAGCCUAAAAGUCAAAUCUAAAAGUCUCACAACCCAGGGGACCGCAAUUUGCAUUUUCACCAUCAUGAAAAGCUUUAAUGUCAUGUAGAGUUUCUCUGCGGGGAGAUAACACAUGCAGAAUUUUGUUACAAGUGUUUGUUUUCUCUUAUUACAUAGCAUUGAUAUAUGGUUUGUAAAGCAACUCUGAUUGUUCAUGUCCAUAAUGGGAGAAUAUCAUAAUUACAUUAUGUUGUGAUCAGUGGAUAGUUUGGUACGAGCUGUGGCAGUAUGUAGAUAAAUCAAAAUGAUUCGUGGUGGUAUGUCCCUACCAUGUCAGAUGAACCAAACCAUUUAGACUGUAAAACACCAAAAAAUAUUGUACAGGCAAUUGGUGCAAUUUUUAUUUUGUAAAAAAUUUAAAAUCCAGUGAGUGGGCUGUAAUGAAUUUUUAAUUGUUGGUACCUCUAAUCCUGUUCUUUAUGGUUGAUUAUGAUGCUACCAACAUGACUAACAUAACCAAUUGAUGGCUGUCAAGUGUAAAUACAAUGUAGCGUGAGGCUUGUUUGUUUUUCUAGGUCUUUUUUGAACUGAAAACCAAUAAUAAAGUGCUUAGCAUCUUCGAAUUUUUAGUGUGUUCGACAAGACAAAACUACAAUGUGCCGAUUUUACAACAAUAAUAAGUAUGAACAAAAACAACAGCAUCAGUGAUGUGGAAAAAUUGUCAGAUUGCAAGUAAGGUUAUACAAAUCGAAUAUAUGAUUUUUUAUUGUAAACAGAUGUGUAUUAAUGUAUCUUAUUAUAUAUAUUAUACAGUAAUUAAUUAAGUAGUUGAAAAACGUAUGAAUGCAAGUAAACAAAGCUUUUUUUUGCAUCGGUGAAAGAGAGUAAGGUGCAUUUUGUUUUAUCAUCAUAAAGUCAUUGCAAAGGGACUUUAUUGCAUCCGAUCAUUCUGAAUUUUUGCCCUUCUUCCCUGUUCCCCUUCUUGGGUAAUAUAGUGGGUAAAUUAUUGAAAUGACCUAGUCUUACCUUGGCGGCAUUCCACAAGAUGAAGAGCACUGUGCUUGUAAUUGAGUUUAUUUAUUGUGGGUGCUGUCAUCAAUAAUAAAACCAGUUUGUAAAUUAUACCACACAAUUACUGCAAUAUUUGUAGGGCCUACUUGUACUCAGAAUUUGGAUGUUAUGUUCCUUUUAAUAUUGGUCCAGAUUGGGAUGUGGAACAUUCUAAUUUCUCUCACCUUUUUUUAUUUUUUUACAUUUUUAUAUAUUCAGAACAAAAUACAAAUCCAUUGUUCAGCUUUUCCCUUUCAGUCCUUACAUGUUGCUGUUUUCAUUUGUACCAAAACAGUUUUUUUUAACUUUAAUUAUUGGCAGUUUCUAAGUGACACUUUUUUUUGUUGGUGCAUGUGGAACAGCAAGCACGAACAGUGCAGGUAUUGUGUGGGUUGCAGUACACUCUUGAUUGUAUUAAUGGCUGGAUGGUAGAACAUGGACCAGGAAUGUGCCUACCAGUGUUCUCACUAUCGCUGUGGUAUGCAGUAAUGCAAAAAAAUUGGCGGGAGGACAGUAUGCUUCCUACAACAUAAUACCAUAUUUAUACAAACUCAUAGCAUUCUACAGUUAAAAAAACCCUGUAUUUAAAAAUUACAUUCAGAAAGCACUUUUCUGAUGAUUACAUUGUUUCUUACAUUCAAUUGCAUUAUUCUAAUUGCAAGUACUUGGUUCCAGUUUUAAAGAUUUUAAAUGAUUACUAUUUUUAAGCAUGUAAACCACUUUUAUACAUGUUCAUUAACUUUUUUAACUUGACACUGCAAACUAAAACAUUUGUCGCUGAAAUAGUACAUGUAUUUGUGUACAUUCAUGGACAGUGUACUUAAUUUAUGAAGAUGCAGUAUACACGGGAAAUUGAAUUUGAGGACUUAGUUGAGAAAAUUAUGGGGCCUGCAAGUAUAUGGCUGCCUUGGGAAGAAUUUGUUUAUUAAACAUACAAAGCAGGUAUAAGUUUGCCAUGGAUUUUUGUAAGUGUGGUAUUAUGUAGAAGAGUCGAGUUUAUUUCAGUAUGUUUUUAAGAUGUGUAUUAACCACUCAAAAUUAUUUUUACACACUGGUUAUUGGCCAUAGUUGUGUAUACUAUCAAUCUAUCCAAAAUGAAGCAACUAUUUUGAAUUGAUGUGUCACGUGUGGUUGGGAACCAGUUGAAAAAUUGACACUUUUAAUUUAUUUUUGAUAAAUGGUAUAAGAUAUUAAAUUAUUUAUUUAUAAGACAGAGGCAUCUGAUCUUCGGAUUGAAUGGAAAGGACACACUUAAACUGUGAAGACAUGAAAUUUACAUCCUGAAAUCUUUAACAGCUACAUAUGCCAUAUAUGGAUACAAAUUAACUUUUCUAUUCAAUUUGAAUGUGUGAUAAUAGAAUUUUUUGUGUCAUAAGCUUCUGAAUUUAAACUUUAUACAUUACUAGCCUAAUAGAACUUACAAAGAGCAUAAUAAAUUAAUGGAAGAAGUAAUGCCUGUAUGUUUAAAAUCAUAAAUAAUUUAGAAGUGUCAUUCUGUUCUGCAUAAAACAUACAAGUUAUGGAUGGAAGAACAUCAAAUCUCUCAAAGAAUUACAAUACAAAUUUAUAAGAACAGUUUCUUGCCACAUUUCCUGCCCUGAGCCACAGAAACCAAGGUAGCACACCUGUUCUUCAUAACAGUGCCAUUAUGUCAGCCUCCUGCUGUUAAGUAUGUAGUGUGAGCAACUGUAUGUCCUGAUUUUGUAAAUUGUUGAGCAUUUCUUCAGUUGUGUUAAUAUUUUAUAUUAUUUUCUUUUAUAAAUUUUGAAGAUUUAAUCUCUUGUUUGCUAAAAGUUUUCAUAACUUUGAGUAAAGUAGUCUGUUAAGUCAUGUACCAUCAAUGUCUGUAAUGUUUAUAGCCAUCAUAUACAGCCAGGUUAUGAAGACUUCAUGCCAAGCAGACUUAAUAAUCUGUCCAUAUAAUGUGGAAUCUGCUGUAUUUUAUCUGUAUCCAAAAUAUCCAUAGCAACACAUCCACUGAAGCCAGAGUAGAGUGUACACAGCCUGAAGGUAAAAUUUGGCUUGCUGUCUCUUGUGCAUUGUGUUUUUGUACUCAACAUUUAGGAAUGGUUUGUUGGAUGAGCAGAUGUCUCCUUUGUAUAGUUUUCAGGGUUGAACAAGGUAGCCUAUGCUGUUAUUUUAAUCACUGUACUUCCCUGCCAUACUUCCCUCCUGCAUUAUCUUCAACAACGAGCCCAUGUUGGACCCCAAUAGUGGAGAAAAAAUCUCUUUAAAUAUGUAAAAGGUUUAUGACAAUGAAGUUAUUUAUUUUUAAAAGUUAACGCAUUAUAUUAGGUCUUACUGGUCUGUUGCUCCUCAAACAAACAAAGGAGAUAGAUAAAACAUGUAGUAGCAGACAAUUUUGUAAAAGCAAAGCCAUUUUCUUGUUAUAACUUUAUCAUCAGGUUACAAAACCGAAACUCAGAAAAACAAAAAUGAAUAACUUGUUCAAAUAAGCCAUCGAGACCCAAAGUACUGUAUAUAUUGAAGUGAUAUUCACAAAACGUAGGAGAAUCAAAUAAAAGAAAAAUGGAUAUAAA